GAGCUCCCCGACUCGUACUUCCAGCCCAGCCCAGCCGAUCUGAAGGCCGCCCAGGCCUCUCUAUCUGCUCGAACACAAGCCCUGACCAAUGCGCCGCUUCGCACGCAAGCGAUGCGGGAGGCAGAGGAGAAAACAAAGCGGGCACGGUGGCCUACGACCACAAUACGCAUCAAGUUCAGCGAUCGCAGCCAGCUCGAGAAGACGUUCCUCUCGACGGACAAAAUCCGCACCGUGUACGCCUUCGUGCGCGGCUCGCUGCGCGAGGACGUGAAGCCGGUCAAGUUCGUGCUCUACCAGACGCCGCCGAAGCGUGAGUUCAAGGUAUCCGACCCGACCGUGCGCGACCUCUCGCUCGCGGACCUGCAACUCGCGCCGUCGUCUGUGCUCCUGCUCCGGUUCGAGAAGGACGAGCUGAACUACACCGACGUGCCUGCGCCCCUGGACGAAUCAAUAUUAGCCCAGGCUGAAGACCUACCAGCUCCACCCAACUUCGACGCGCAAACGCCGUCGCAGCCAUCAACGGCAGAAUCCCCAAGAAACCCAUCUAGUGGUUCCUCGAGCGGAAAUACGUCGCUAGAGAAGAAGAUACCCAAGUGGAUGAAGUUGGGUCCGAGUAUGUAUCCGUGCUUCCCCGUCAUGCGCUCUGCUGACCUUUUUUUGUGUUUGUAG
Postia placenta MAD-698-R-SB12 is the source of this 669-nucleotide messenger RNA. RefSeq lists its product as hypothetical. NCBI's taxonomy places the organism in Eukaryota, Fungi, Basidiomycota, Agaricomycetes, Polyporales, Adustoporiaceae. The transcript is spliced from 4 exons. The annotation marks the transcript as partial. The record is from RefSeq and is a predicted model, not a curated record. Gene Ontology annotation, molecular function: protein binding.